Messenger RNA from Exserohilum turcica Et28A, 549 nucleotides. RefSeq lists its product as uncharacterized. Lineage: Eukaryota; Fungi; Ascomycota; Dothideomycetes; Pleosporales; Pleosporaceae. The transcript is spliced from 2 exons. The annotation marks the transcript as partial. Gene Ontology annotation, molecular function: nucleic acid binding. The record is from RefSeq and is a predicted model, not a curated record.
AUAUUUCAACAAGUACGACGCGAUAGAUAUGGACGAGAGAAGAGCUGCGCUGACCUUGCUGGUGCGCUCAAGACGAAGGCAGAGAAAGAGGAUGCUGCUCGGAAGAUUGAGCAGCUAAACGCUGAGCUUGAACCUCUACAGAGAGAGGAGUGGGAGCUGUCAGAGUCUAUGAGGAGGACAGGGCUGCGCAACAAGCCUGGCAGAAAACCUCAAUGGAGAUGGACAGAGAAUACAGGCAAGCUGGUGCGUAAGCCUGGAGGUGGUAUAGACUGGUGGAGAUAUCAGAACUGUAUUCUGAUACCAAAGCUGAUUCCUUUCGCCAAAGAGUGCCUCCAAGAUAGACCUCAGACUGUCGUGAUGGAAGAUAAGGCACCUGCCCACGCCCACCACUAUCAGAGUGUGAUCUAUAGUCUGCACGACGUCGAGAGACUACUCUGGUGUGGCAACUCGCCAGACUGUAACUGUAUUGAGCCGUGCUGGUUCUAUAUAAAGAGAGAGACUACGAAGAAAGGAGCUCCACAGUCAAGGGCUGAGGCAGUUAGAGUCUAG